CAAAUACACAAUGGGUUCCAAAGCAGCCACAAAGACCCGGACACCAUGGUCACUCCGGCGGAAACUCAUACUCGGAACCCUCAUUGUUAUCGUCAUCCUUGGGCUCGCCCUCGGUUUAGGAUUAGGUCUGACUUUAGGAAGAGACAAUGGCAAUGACGGAGGAAACGACAAUGGCCCCGAAACCACACCGACCUCGUCCCCGCUCCCAACGCCCACAAACACCCUCCCGUGGAGACCGUCCGUGAACGAGUCGUGGCAAAUCAUCCUGUUGAAUAACAUCGAGCUUGAUACCAAUGCUACCUCCGUAACUCCUAAUGUCUCUAUCUAUGACAUCGAUCUCUUCACCACUCCUAAAUCGACAAUGGAUACCUUACAUCGGCUGGGUAAGAAAGUGAUAUGCUACUUCAGCGGAGGAAGCUAUGAGCCCAAUAGGCCGGAUAGUGGAGAUUUCAAGCCUGAUGAUAUUGGGGCGGAUUUAGAGGGCUGGCCGGGAGAGAAGUGGUUGAGGCUGGGAAGUGAGAAUGUGCGAAAUAUUAUGAAGAAGAGGGUAGAGAUUGCGGCGGAGAAGGGAUGCGAUGGUGUGGAUGUGGACAAUGUGGACGGUUAUCAAAACAAAAACGGCCUAGAUCUCUCAGCCGAGGAUUCGAUUUCAUUCAUGUCAUACCUCUCCAACAUCACACUCCCCUACAACCUCACCCUCGGACUUAAAAACGCCGGAGAUAUUAUCGCCCAAGUUCUCCCCAUCACGCACUUCUCCGUCAACGAACAAUGUGUUGAGAACUCUGAAUGCGACACCUUCCACGCUUUUAUCGAUGCCGGAAAGCCCGUAUUCCACAUCGAGUACCCGGAUGGCGCGGGAUCCGAUUUAAAAGCCGACACGGUGAAGCAUUUUUGCGAGAACAGUGGUGCUGCACAGGGGAGCGAUGGAUUUAGCACUGUGCUGAAGAAGAUGAACUUGGAUGGUUGGGUUGAGUAUUGUGAUCAGAAGGUUGAAACAACAGCCAUGAAUCAAACAGAUCCCGGCAAUUGAAGCAACGGGGGAAGCAGGGAACACAGGGGACAAGGUUUUCAACAAAGUUUUGCAUUUCUGCACCACCAUUUCCACAUUCCCCGCACAGCCUUCUCCACCAC
Molecule: messenger RNA, 1131 nt
Organism: Lindgomyces ingoldianus
Lineage: Eukaryota; Fungi; Ascomycota; Dothideomycetes; Pleosporales; Lindgomycetaceae
Exons: 2
Coding region: 11-1030 (339 amino acids)
Source: RefSeq, a predicted model, not a curated record